This is a messenger RNA of Pleuronectes platessa (European plaice), 849 nucleotides long. Its product is annotated as brain-specific angiogenesis inhibitor 1-associated protein 2-like protein 1. Gene Ontology annotation, cellular component: nucleoplasm; cytosol. NCBI's taxonomy places the organism in Eukaryota, Metazoa, Chordata, Actinopteri, Pleuronectiformes, Pleuronectidae. Gene Ontology annotation, biological process: actin crosslink formation; actin filament bundle assembly; plasma membrane organization. The record is from RefSeq and is a predicted model, not a curated record.
CUCCGGUGAACUCACCACCUACAAGUUUGACAGCUCAGCUCUUCUAUUGCUCACACACACACACACACACUCCGCAGCAGCAACAGACACACACACACAGACACAACACUGGAUUGUCCUCCUUAUUCCUCCCUUUAUUUAUAUUGUUCUCAUUUUUUUGUUGGACUAUGUGCGUUUUGCGUCUCCUGCUGGAUGUGAGGAAUUUCAUGUGUCCGUAGGUUCGGUCACUUCUCCUCUUUUUUUGGAUCUUUUCUUUUUGUCAUUUUUGUUUGGCGUUGGUGUGAGUGAGUGUGUGUGUGUGGGUGUGUGAGUGUGUGUGUGUGAGUGAUUCCUUCUUGUGGCUCGGGCGUCGUGAGGGAUCUAAACAUGUCGAAGAACGCGGAGGAGGUGAACAAGCUCACCGAAGGCACAUACAAGACUGUGAUGGAUCAGUUCAACCCAGGCCUGAGGAACCUGGUCAACAUCGGCAAGAACUAUGAGAAAUCAGUGGCUGCAAUGAUCCUGGCGGGGAAGUUGUAUUUUGAUGCAAUGUCUAAGAUCGGGGAGAACGCUGCAGUGUCUCCUGUCUCCAGAGAAUUAGGUGUUGUGCUGAUGGAAAUCUCCGAGGUCCACAGGAAGGUUCAUCUCGAGCUGGAGGAGAAUUUCAAGAGGUUCCACAGGGAGAUAAUAACCGAGCUGGAGAAAAAGACGGAAAUGGACGUCAAAUACAUCACAGCCACGUUCAAGAGGUAUCAGAUGGAGCACAAGAUGAAGCAGGACUCUCUGGAGAGGUCCCAGUCGGAACUGAAGAAGCUCAGAAGAAAGAGCCAAGGCAAGAACGCCAACAAGUACGAGAGCAGGGAGAGCGAG